UUCCCAUACACCUCGUCCCUACAUCUGUGUUGUUGACCAACAUCGAGGCUGCAUUUACAAAAAUUGUAUUGAGUUAUUUGCGACACAGAUCACCCCUUCACUGCUCUAUCAUAUUCGCAUGACCAGAAAAAGCAGCAACCAUGUCGAGUGAUUCGAGAGAAGAAGCGCGUGUCUUCAUUGACAAGUUGAGGGAAAACAAUGGUGGAAUAGCGAAAGCGGAUCGAGAAUUCCUCGCGCAAACCAAGCCUCACAUACUCACAACUUUUGAUAACAUACGGCGGAAGCUGGGUGCUUCGACACGAGCUUUAGCCGACAACCUCUACGCAAAAGACACUCGUUUCGUUUACGAAUUAAUCCAGAACGCUGAAGACAACAAAUACUCUAUUGCAAAUUCUUCUUCCGAGCUCCCUUGGCUCACUUUCCGGCUUUAUCAGGACCGGAUCGUGAUUGACUCCAACGAGGAUGGCUUCUCAAAAGCGAACAUCAUGGCCAUUUGCUCCAUUGGUGAGAGCACGAAAUCAUCAGCUCAAGGCUACAUUGGCGAGAAAGGGAUUGGCUUCAAAUCUGUUUUCAAGGUUGCACACAAAGUUCACGUCCAGUCUGGGCCAUACUCGUUUGCGUUUGAGCACCAGCGCGAUGGAAAUGACAAUGGGCUUGGAAUGGUCACACCCAUGAACGAAGAUUAUCUUGACGUUCCUGAUGGAGUACGGACUCGAAUAACCUUACAUCUUCUGGCGAGUUGUGACACAGCCGCGUUACGCAAGGAAUUUCUAGGACUCCCUGACACCUUGUUGUUGUUCCUCAAGAAACUGAAGCGGCUAUCAAUCCAUAUCACAUCCGGGGGAUUUUCUGAAACAGAACGAACCUAUUCGUUAUCUUCGUCCGAGAAUCGAGUGAGCCUUCACACGAGUCACAAGGCUCCUUUUAGUGGCUUGGUCUCCUCGACCAAAGACUACUGGAUCAGUAGACGUCAUGUCACGAACAUGCCGUCCGACCGCGACCGGAAGAAUAUUAAUGAAGCCGAAGUCAUCCUUGCAUUUCCUCUCGAUGGAAAUGAUCACCCUGUUAUCGAAACUCAGCACGCAUUUGCAUUUCUACCUAUGCGGAAGGUUGGCUAUAAGUUCCUCAUCCAAUCCGACUUCAUUACCCAGGCGAGCCGGGAGGACGUAUUUGAUACGCCCUGGAACAACCGCCUCCUUGAGGAAGUUGCCGAAACCUUUCUGCAAAGCAUCGAUGGAUUCCUACUUCAUCCAACUCUGCGACAUCACUGGAUAAGAUAUAUCCCAACCGACUCAGUUCCUGAUGACUUGUGGAACCGAAUCCAGAUCAAGCUUCACAAAGCGAUAUCGUCACGUAGCUUGUUCUUUUCGAGAGACAACGGCAGGCUGUGGCGCGCAAAUGAAUUACGUAUAUUGAUCCCGAGCAAUAAAGACGAGGACGGGGAGCCUCUGUUUCCAGAUCUUGCCUAUCCUGGGCCAACCGCAUACAUAUCGGACACAUAUGAUCGGGGAAUUGAUAUUCCUAUUUUGAAAAGCGUCGGUCUUUCACUUUUGUCUAUGCAAGAUCUCCUAGACAGACUUGCACAGGACCUUAAUCGCCUUAGCCCUCGGAUGCAUUCUAUGUCACCAUCCAAUCAAUGGCAUAGUCGAGUUGCAGAUCUUCUCAUUUCUUUUAUGCAGCAUUCUAAUCAUACCGAAUUCCUCAAGAAGCUCCCAAUCGUCCCUCUCAACAAUGGAAAAUGGGUCCGCCCGCGCAAUGCUAGUAUUUUCUUCCCAACGUCAGGAGGAAUUGAUAUCCCGGAUGGGCUGCCGAACUUGAACUUAGUUGAUACCGGCGCACUGCGUUCCCAAAGUCGAAGAACCCUAUUUUCGAAGCUCGGGGUUAUUGAGUGUGAACCAUCAAGAAUCUUUCCGCUCAUUGAGGAACGGCACCGGUCUGGUGGCACCACCCCUGCCCAGAGUGUCAGCUACAUUCGUUUCAUAUACUGGCACCACACCAAGUUACCCUCUAAAAACCUCGCGAUUUCUCUGGCGCCGAGUUUUGUCCUCAAUAAACAAUGGUUCAACCCCUUCUACUCUAGAAACGGUUGGACAUAUUGUCCUCGAUCUGAAGACCUUCAUGCAAUGUCCAGGUACAUAGGUUUUUUGAUGCCCGACCAACUGAAGGACCAAAUUCGGUUUACCUAUCCAGCAUAUUACGAUGAGCUUCAGAAAUGCGAGCGUCGAAAUGAUAAGGCCGGCGUCGACUGGUUUCGGGAAUAUUUCCAGAUCAAGCAUACGCCUCAGCUUUGCCGCAGGGACAAUAUGCAACAGAUUUCUUCCGAGGUUGAGUACAUUGCCAAGCAUCAAUCACAGUCCCUCCUUGGGGUGUUGCAAGCAAAUUGGCAUCAAUACUGUUCCGAAUGGGAUGCGUACUUCAAAUCUACCGAACUUCCGAUCCUUCAUUCAGAUAAACUACAACGUCUUGACACAACGUAUCUUCCUUUGCCGAAACUUAAGUCUAUUGUAAGUCGUCUUGGUCUGGAAGAAGGCUUUGGUUUCCUCAAAGAGCUUGAGGACAUCGCAGAGCAUACGGCUAGCAAAUGGGCAUUCUUGGACCGAUUUGGCGUCGUGAUGGAGGAGAACGUGUCUUUUUGGUUGGAACUAUUGAAAAAGGCCCAGACCAAUCCCGAAACCAAGAUUGAAGUCGUCUUUGAGAUAUACGCCAAUUUGCAGAAAUAUGUCGAUCCAGAAAGCAGAAAGAUUAAGAACGUUUUUGAAGGAAACCUCGUCCUGAUACCGCCGGUUGAUUCGGAGAGCCAUGGGUCCUGGAAUAGUCUCGACUCAUGUGUGUGGGAUGGUCCGGAGUGGUUUACAUUCAAACACCGCCUUGGGGCCAUCACGCAGUACCAAGAUCUUUAUAGUCUCUUCAGGAACACGCUACGUGUUAGUAACGCCGGAUGUGAUGAUUUCCUGGCCUACCUACAGGAUAUCAAAGAUUCAGAAACGAACAUUACAUCGAGCGUUGAGGCGAAGAUUAGGCAUCUCUAUGAACAAUUGAACGAAGAGACCAAGGCAGCAUGGAUUUUGUCGCCAAAAGAAAAAAUCAAAUCCAUGUUUGAUGAAAAUAAACUGAUAUACAACCCCGGAAGUCAGUCUUGGUGUGGCCCUUCCUCUUGUAUCUGGGCCGAAGACACAAUCCAACUACCCGGAAAAUUCUCCCUUGCCACAACGUACAAAAAACAAAAGUCGUUCUUCCUUAGCAUUCUUGAUGUCACCAAGCCCAACUUAGAGAUGCAUAUACUUGCAUUGAUGCAGAAAGCUGUAGUUCCGGACAAGCGGAGCAUUAUGCAGGAGAUGCUGAACAUCUGUGCCUUCGACGUAACGCCUCAAGCAGUAGAGAAACUCUCCGACUGCAAAUGCUUACCAGUCAAGCUACCUUCUGGGGAAAUUCAAUGGCUACACCGAUCUGGAACUUUUGCUAUUGUGGACCGCCGCGAUUAUGGCCAAAUCUUCACCGGCCGAAUCAAGGUACUGGAUUUCUCACUGGAAGAGGUUCAUUCCUUGAGACCACUCCUAUUUACGUUAGGCCUUGGCGGACAAUACCUGUCCAAAGCGGUCCGGGAAGAGACUACCGUCGAAGGUGGCUCUAUUGAUGAACAUCUCACGGAAGACCUGAGAAGGAAGUCGUACGCAAUUUGCCGAUACGCUGCUCAUCUAGGAAGUAAGAAAGUCAAAAACAAUGCAUUAGCCGUGCAUCGUACUCUACAGAAUAUGGACGUCUAUGUUAGUGAUGGAAUCUCCAAGUCUGUCUCAGUUCGGCAAAACGGCAGAAGCGUGACAAUCCCGCAAGAAAGCGCAUACUUCCAUCUCGAUCAGCAGGACGACAAACUCAAACUCUACAUCCCACAAAGCAAGAAGCACCAACAAGUAUGCUUAUCGAGACAGCUCCCGAUUACCCUUCUCAAGCACUUUGGCGUCACAAGCGCCUUAUCUGGGCAGGCGCUCGGGUCUAUUAUGACAGCUUUGAACCUCUUCGUGGUAGACGAAAUCCUGGAGGAAGACGGUAUCAUUGAAAUAGAAGGAAUCGAGAGGCCAGAAGACGACAGGGAAUUGGAGGCAAGCGACUCCGAGACUACAAGAAUCCCAGCAAGUACUUCACAGAUGAGAGCCUCUCCCUUCAGAUCAACGGACCCUGAGACCUCAAAUAUCCCAGUGAUCACUUCACAGGCGGGAAGUCCUGGCCAGAGUGCUAGAGUUCUCACACCUAGUACUCCGCCCCCGCGAACAGGUAUCAGUCCGGACUUAUUCCUCUCGCCUGGUAUAUCAACACCUGGUACAUCAACAUUCGAUGGAUUACCCAGUUCUCCGGAACGGCCGCACCUCUACCGAGAAUUGCUAGAUGCAGUGAUUCGGCAAGCGGAAGGUCUUUCCAACCUACCGAUGAAAGGACGCACAAUUGAAGCGCCCAUGGCUGCGAACUGGGGAUUCGAUACGUUGUCUGCUGUUAGUUCGCACAUACCUGGUGAAAAGGAGUUCAAGAUUGGAGCUGCCGGUGAGCUAUUCGUUUACGAAUUGUUGAAAGGUCUUACGCUCCCUGGAUUUACCCUCGCAAACUGGCAAAGUACGAUAAGUUACCGCGUUGCUGUCCAUGAGCGCUACCGUGACCUCGAGCGAUGGCUCGGGUCGGAGACGGCGGAUAUUGUCUACGAAGACCAGAACAGCUUCCUGACAGAACUACUGAUUGAAAGGGGAUAUCUGGAAAACGCCAUUUGGGGGGGCCACUCGCCACGAUAUUACAUCGAGGUGAAGACGACCAUAGGAUCCCUAGAAACGCCGUUCUACUGUAGCCAGUUGCAGUACGACCGGAUGGAGCGCAUGCAAUUGAAUGGUGCAGCGAACGAAGUCUAUUUGAUCGUAAGAGUCUUUUCGCUGGGUGACUCUGGAAUGGGUUUGAAGGUGUAUAUGGACCCGGCUACGCUUCGGAGGGAUCGUGGACUGAUCUUCAAAACGGACAAGUACUCUGUUACGCCUGGAUAUGGCAGAUAGAGCAAGCUCAGUUGUUUUAGGAUUUAUGUUGGACGAUGUUA
Molecule: messenger RNA, 5068 nt
Organism: Mytilinidion resinicola
Lineage: Eukaryota; Fungi; Ascomycota; Dothideomycetes; Mytilinidiales; Mytilinidiaceae
Exons: 7
Coding region: 141-5027 (1628 amino acids)
Source: RefSeq, a predicted model, not a curated record